This is a messenger RNA of Funneliformis geosporum, 693 nucleotides long. The record is from the annotation of a GenBank genome assembly. NCBI's taxonomy places the organism in Eukaryota, Fungi, Glomeromycota, Glomeromycetes, Glomerales, Glomeraceae.
AUGCCUGAUAGAUUAUUCAAGAACGAAGAAAUAGUUCAUUACGGGAACGGUGCUAGUUAUGCUAAAGUUACAUUUCGGUUAGUUGUAUUUCGACCUUUCAUUGGUGAAAUACUUGAAGGAAAAGUUUCAAGUAAUACACCCGAGGGUGUUAAAGUAACUUUAGGAUAUUUUGAUGAUAUAUUAAUCCCCACAAAUAAUGAUGAUGGCUGGAGGUUUGAUUUUGGAUCACAAGUUUGGGUAAGGUUAUGGGACAAUCCUUUACCGGAAAAUUUAUGGAAAUCGGUAGAAGAUAAAUAUUUAUAUAUGUAUAUGGAUAAGGAUCAACCAUUAAAAUUUAGAAUUAUAGAAGAGAAAUUUACGGAUAUUGGUACAAAAGGUCCACCACCCAAACGUACUGGGGCCGUAGCUGGACAAAAAGUUCCUCAACCUGGUUCUUCUUCAUUGCCUUCUGAUGUCAUGAUUGUUGGUAAUAAUAAGAGUGUAACAAAUUUACAACAAAAUAUUACUGGUGGUGAUAUUACUGCUACUGAAUCCAAUUCUACUAUUGGAGGUACUUCGGUUUUACAAGGAAGUAGAUUAUUAGGGGCGACCACUAUUUCUUCACAAACCAAUAAACUCAAACAAGCACCUUAUGAAAUUAUUGGUUCUGUCGCCGAAGUUGGUUUGGGUUUAACUUCUUGGGCUUGGGAUUAA